Molecule: messenger RNA, 1327 nt
Organism: Vitis riparia (riverbank grape)
Lineage: Eukaryota; Viridiplantae; Streptophyta; Magnoliopsida; Vitales; Vitaceae
Product: ankyrin repeat-containing protein ITN1-like
Exons: 3
Coding region: 68-1327 (419 amino acids)
Cellular component (GO): plasma membrane
Molecular function (GO): protein phosphatase regulator activity; protein phosphatase 1 binding
Source: RefSeq, a predicted model, not a curated record
UACUAAUACUGAAGGCAACACUCCUCUUUACAUCGCUGCGGAGUGAGGAUUCGGAGACUUGGUACAGAUGAUCCUAGACAAUUGCUCUUCACCAGCUCAUAGUGGCUUCAGUGGUCGAACGGCUUUGCAUGCUGCUGUAAUUCUCAAAGACCCAGCAAUGACAAAGAAGAUACUGGAAUGGAAGCCUACUUUAACUAAAGAAUUACAUAAAAAUGGGUGGUCUCCCCUUCACUUUGCAGCAUAUGUGGGUUGUCAUCCAACAAUAGUGACGCAAUUGCUAGAGAAAUCUGACACGUAUGUUGUCUAUCUAGGCGUCAAAGACCAUGGAAUUGGAAAGAGGACAGCUCUUCACAUUGCUGCUAGCCGAGGCCAUGUGGAAAUAGUGAAGCUGCUGGUGUCACACUUUCCAGAUUGCUGCGAGAAAGUUGAUGAUGAGGGCAAUAAUGUUCUUCACCUGAUAAUGCCAGAAAAGAAAAUAUUUUUAACUUCGGGUUUGUCAAAUAUUCCCUGGUUAAGGGUGAGAGGACUCACUUAUGAGAAGAAUGGUAAAGGAAAGACACCCCUCCAUCUAUUUCACAACAGUAUCAUACCUCCGGAACCGUUGUACAAGUUGAUAUGGGACACCUUAGUAAGAUCAAGGAGACGAAUGCGAAGUUCCAGAAUCGUUAGUCUGAGACCCUUAGGUUCGCUAGAGAUCAAGGAAGACAGUGGAAGCAGCGAAAGUAAAGAAAUUUCUGAAAGCAAAGAAAGUGAAGAAAUAUCUGAAAGCAAAGAAAGUAAAGAAAUAUCUGAAAUUAAGAAAACAAUGAAAAGCCAUAUGAUAGUGGCGGCACUCAUAGCAACCGUAACCUUCGCAGCAGGUUUCACACUACCUGGUGGUUACAUUCAGAACGAAAGCAAUAACCAGGGCUUGGCAGUCUUGUCCCUCCCUACCAAUGGCACCAAGGGCAAGGACCGAGACAUGGCAAUUGCAGUAAGGGAAAAUUUCAGAAUUUUUGUCAUGGCAGAUGGCAUAGCCAUGUUACUUUCUAUGUGCGCUAUUAGUAUUUAUUUCUUUGCGUCAUUCCCUAUAAAAAAUAAGAAGGUCGCCCAGGUAUACUUAUUCUGCGGCUAUGCGCUCACCAUGUCUGCGAUGAUUGCAAUGGUGUUUGCAUUUGUUGCAGGCCUGGGAGCCGUGCUGUAUCCUUCUUCAUUGCUUGAAGGUACCACCACUAUCAUCCCUUGGUUCUUCUUUCUUUUGUUUUUGGUUCCAAUGUUUCUUACAUUGACACCCAACCCAGUGUGGAUUCUGUAUGGCAAAAAAGUCAAGUCUUAUACAUUAAUGUAA